Messenger RNA from Sabethes cyaneus, 1919 nucleotides. RefSeq names its product EF-hand domain-containing protein D2 homolog (gene Swip-1). The transcript is spliced from 4 exons. The record is from RefSeq and is a predicted model, not a curated record. Gene Ontology annotation, molecular function: calcium ion binding. NCBI's taxonomy places the organism in Eukaryota, Metazoa, Arthropoda, Insecta, Diptera, Culicidae. Bases 547 to 1131 code for a protein of 194 amino acids.
UUCACUUCUACUUUCAACUGGUGUAGGUUAACACAUUCAUUGGUUAGACAAGUGCGCCUUUUGUUUUGACAUAUAAGCCUGUUUAAGACUUCCCAUCUGAAAAGCACCCUCAGCCUACAUUAGUGAAAAACACGUGCUGUUUGUUGAUCCCAGCAGCUUGCGCUUUCAAUGCCAAAGCUGGUACGUGAAUCAAGUGCAACUUUGAUCGGCGUACAACAAUAAUAAACACAAGUCUUAGCGCGUAAGUGAAGUAAAGUACAACAAAAAAUCGCGGUUCAUACAUCGCAUAUGAUGUCGAACGAGAUUUAAUAAGCUGCACUUAUCUCAGCGAGCCAGUGGUAGUAUCAUGCAAAUAAAAGAAGAAGCAGUUUGAAUAAAAUAAUUGGGAAAAUAUCUGCACAAAAGUGAAUAAUUGUUCGUAGAGGUUUCUCUUCCACUCGGUAUCUGUGCCAUUGUACAUGUUUAUGUCGGUAUCGAUUGGCUGGAAGGAUAUAAGCAGAAAGUGAUAAUUAGCUCUUUGAAAACAACAGAAGCAGGUAGAAAAAAAUGUCAGCUGACUCGGAACUGUUCUCCGUCCUGAACCGCCGCCAGCAGAUAAACGAUGCUCUGGAGAACGGCGAAGAGGUAAAGCACACCUAUCGUGUCGUUAACAUCUACACCGAGUUCCACGAGUUCUCGCGAAAGGAAAUCAAAGACUACCAAGCGACCUUCUCCAAUUACGAUGUCGGCAAGGACGGUUUCCUCGAUCUGGCUGAGCUGAAAAUCAUGAUGGAGAAGCUCGGUGCUCCACAGACCCAUCUCGGCCUGAAGGGAAUGAUCGCCGAAGUGGACGAGGACAAAGACGGCAAGAUUUCGUUCCGAGAGUUCCUGCUAAUUUACAGAAAAGCGCGAGCUGGCGAACUGGUUUCGGACUCCGGGCUCGGUCAGUUGGCUAGGCUCACGGAGAUCAAUGUCGAUGAGGUUGGUGUGAAUGGAGCUAAGAACUUCUUCGAGGCCAAAAUCGAACAGCAAUUGAGAACAAACAAGUUCCACGAUGAGAUCAGAGAAGAACAGGAGGAAAAACGCCGCAUGGAAGAGGAACGUAUUGUUCGGCGACAGCAGUUUCAGCAGCGCGCAGCCGUUUUUCAGUAAAGUGCUAAUUUGGUUGCGUGGCUGCAACUUUUUAAACUGAAAAAAAAAGAAAGGGCGAUCCAAGUUCACCGUCCAGUUCAGUUUUGGAGCAAUUGACAAAGCAAACAAAAUGUUUCUGUAAAUGUGUAAAUGUUAUCGUUACUUUAGACUAAACGCUAGUUUUAUUAGUAUAUAAUUGUAACUACAAUGUUCAACGUUUGAGAAGUAGACGAAAAGUAUGUGUCAUGUUUAGUUAAUUGAUUUUACCCAAUAAAAAUAAUACAAGUUUCGGGAUUUGAAUAAUGAAUGUGAUAAAGGUGAAUUCAUAAGUAACAGGUAGGAUACCGCAGUCGAGAACAGUAAUGUAGAAAGACGCCACGCAAAUAAAUGGCCAUAUUUUCACUUUUUUCCCUGACCUAAGGGGAAUUAGUACAAAAAGGUAUCUCACCACUAUUCUACCAUAGUAAAACUGUGCUUGAUUUUAUCGCUCUUUGCCACUACAUAAUUUUAACGAAAACCAGGAAAUGAACUACGGCAAGUGCGCCAUAUAGGCAAUGAGAGCACUGCAUCGAACAAAAGUCUGCUCAAACUAUAUGAGGUAUAUUUUUGAUAACAAGAAUUAGUCGAGCUAGGAGUAGUUUGAAGCAUGCAUGUGUAGCAGAAGGAAUGAGCUCAAUUGCUGAUGUUCGGAGGAAAAGAUUCAAAAAUUCUUGUGUGUCUAUUUAGUUUUAGUGCUCUUUGAAACAGUAUAGCGUUUAAGUGGAUUUGACAGUCACAAUGUAUAAGACUAUAAUAAAUAUUCCAGUUUA